CAUACUCUAGAUAUCCAACGCACGCAAAGUUUUCAGAUGAGAUGGCGUCACUAAAAGUUCAGAAACUUCCCAAGGGUUACUUAUUUUCAUCAGAAAUAAUCCAAGCCAAAUUAGUUGCAGAAGCUGUUGUUUGUGAAAUUGGUUGUGGUAGCGGAAUGCAUACGUGUACAUUAGCACAGUUGUAUCCAGCAUGUGAAUUCUAUGGCAUUGACAUUUCCGAGAAGACCAUCGCUGCCGCUCAGACUCGAGCUCUUGAGAUGAAACUCUCAAACGUCACUUUCCUCCAAUGCGACGCAUCCAAUAUGGCGGAUGAAUGGAAAUCAAAAUUCGACAUCGUCUUCACCAUGGAUGUGGUACACGAUCUACCUCGACCUGAUCUCGUUCAUUACGAGAUUAUACGCAUUAUGAAAGAUGAUGGUAUAUACAUUAUGGAGGAUCCAGAUUACCAUAGCAACCAUGCCGAUAAUAUUGGUAUUCCACUUGCUGCUCUGAAUUACACUUGGAGUUUGUUUCGUUGCUUGGCAACAUCUUUGUAUUUUGACAACAGUUUUGGUCUAGGAGUAAUGUGGGGAAGGGAACGUGUGCUAGAAUUUUUAGAAAAGACAGGAUUAGAAUGUUUUUCGAGUUAUUCUUUAGAUAAGACAGAAAAUAUAAUAUAUCUAUCGAGAAAGAAAAUGAGCGGUGAUUAAAUAUUAGUUUUGGUGUAAUC
Messenger RNA from Saccoglossus kowalevskii, 709 nucleotides. RefSeq lists its product as uncharacterized. The record is from RefSeq and is a predicted model, not a curated record. NCBI's taxonomy places the organism in Eukaryota, Metazoa, Hemichordata, Enteropneusta, Harrimaniidae.